Molecule: messenger RNA, 2110 nt
Organism: Suillus subaureus
Lineage: Eukaryota; Fungi; Basidiomycota; Agaricomycetes; Boletales; Suillaceae
Exons: 13
Coding region: 101-1861 (586 amino acids)
Source: RefSeq, a predicted model, not a curated record
GGCACCCACGUUGUCGACUUGUUGAUACCUGCAAGACUAUUAUUCUACCAUAUUCUCGCCCACCAGCAGACAGUUUCUGUACUCGGCUCAAAGUGCCUCCAUGAUUAUGCCUGGACGACACAUCCGGACAUUCCUUUCCUGGUUGAGGGUGGUUGUCAAGGCGACCGCAGUUCGGUCAUACACAGGAAUCCUCUCUGCCCUACUGCGACUGAUUCGACACUGUUAUAUCAUCCGUGGACCAGGAAAAGAGAGAACCUGUAGAGAAUGGGGUUUAGCGUUGAGCUCUCAGGCAAACGAACAAGACAAAUUGACGGCGUCUUUGACACUUGCAGUGCCGAUCCUUCAAGAGCCUCUAGGUCACGAAGGAUCCCAACUUGGAAUGGACGUUCACCCUCAAACUCUAGCGCUUGACGAAGGAAUGCAUGUCAUGGCUUCCAAAAACCAGGCCCUGCAGAACUCAUGUUCACCAUUGAGCUUUGGCAGUGGGUCCGAACACAACAUCCAUACCACGUCGCUACAGUGCCCGAUGCCAGGACAAUCCCUUGACACCACCCUGAUGCCCAUUACACCCCGACAGAUCGGGCGAUACGACAGGGAUGUAAAGAUUCGAGAUGAGUAUGUAGUGUUUGAAAUUGAGAAAGGUCCUUUCGACUGUUCAGAGGACCUCGCUCCAGUAGCGGGAUGGGAGCCGCUCACGCACCCGGACGGGGCUUUGUUUUUUUAUCACCCGUAUAAAAGGGUUUUCACUGAUGCCAAUGUCCGAGAUCCUGCAAUUGCGACCAGAAUGGGCAAGGCUGCCGAGAAGGCGUAUGAAGAAGCGCACAAUGCAGACAUUGUUUUGCAUCCGUCUGUUGAGUUGGCAUUGGAGUUCAUGGAUAAGGAUAAUAAAUGCAUUGGCUACUACUUUGUUGACCAUGAUAGACGUGUGAUUUUCUGGUUCGAGGCCCACGAAUCUCAUUACGUUAUAUUUGGUGUUCGAGGUGUAGAACGCAAAAGCCAUGUUAGAUAUGCACUAGAAUCACAGUACUGGAAAUUCGUUGAACAAUAUCCAAACAAACGGUUUCUUCCGAAAGACGUUGUCGUGAGACUCAAAGAAGUCGUCAUGCAUGGCCACGCAGAAUAUAUCACUGACGAAAAAUCUGUAUCACCUUUUACUUCGGAUGAGACUGCAAGUAUACUCCACCUUAUGGAUCUGCUUAUGAGUGAAUCAUUUCCUGACCUGCAUUCUAUUCGUAUCGUUGCUCGAUGUAUGAAACGAAUCACUAGGGCCAACUUUCGAAAUUUCUCUGGACAACCAAUCGCCCGACUUGACGCAGAGCAAUCGUUAUACGGAGAUUCCAACCCGUGCUCGAAAACUAUCCUUUUUCAAGUCAUGGAUUUUAUUAUGUUUGGAUCCCCUGAUGCUCAUAGCAAGGCCCUUCGCAUGAUACGUGUCGACAGUAGCAUCAUUCAAAUGAGGCGGUAUAGGAAUUUUAUCGACAGUCUCAAUGGCGAAUGGAACGGAUACACAAUAUUCUCUACUGUGAUGCUUGCUGUUGAUAUUAGCUUUCUCGGGGUUCCAAUCGUCCAGACUCAGACGUUCGCGACCCUUGUAUCUUAUCUAUCUAUCCUUUGUGCUUUGGGCUCGUUGGUGGUCACACUAGGAUUUGCUAGACAAGUCUAUGACAGCCAGCGGUACCCCUACAGACGUUUGGCCUCGUUCAUGUUUAGAAUGUCGCUUUCCACCGACCGCCUUGCCCUGAUGCUCAGUCUGCCAUUUGCAUUCCUGAUUUGGGGAGCAAUAUUCUUUGCUGCAGCAUUAUCCAUUGUGAUUUUCCGCACUUCUGAUACUCUCACCUUCUCAAUUGCAUGUCCAAUUUAGGGCCGCCAUAGUUAUCCUGGCGAUGUGGCCCGCACUAGCUGGCCAUAUUAACACCCUGAAAUAUUGGAUGAAGGGCUGUAUUCUACAUAUGAGGCAGUAUCUCAAUCUCAGAUUUUCUGGGAUUACUGCUGGCUCUCAUGUCUAAUCUGGUGUGGUUGCAAUGUAUCGACUUUCCAUGGGUGAUGUGUGACCUAUUACCAUUCCGAAAUAGAUUGGCUCUCUAUCUUCAGAAAGCUCAACUGGUGUUAU